AUGGAUCACCCCAAAUUCUUAGUCUCAACGCGAAAGACAGCGCUGGUCGGAUACCAAUUCUCUCCUAUGCAGAGCUGGGAAACGAAGAAACAACGCUCCUCACCAAGGCUUAGAACUUCAAUUAUUGCUGGCUCGAAACCCCAACGUCGAGAUUCACCACGCAUAUUUGACUUGACGCUCUACAGAGCGCACGGUGCCGUGGCCCUCGCGAUAUCCAGGAAAUGGCGAACGGAAGCCGUGGUCUAG
Messenger RNA from Penicillium malachiteum, 246 nucleotides. RefSeq lists its product as uncharacterized. The record is from RefSeq and is a predicted model, not a curated record. NCBI's taxonomy places the organism in Eukaryota, Fungi, Ascomycota, Eurotiomycetes, Eurotiales, Aspergillaceae. The transcript has a single exon. The coding region runs from base 1 to 246 and encodes 81 amino acids.